AUGGGUGGUUGCAAUGGGACUAGUAUGGUUUCAACUGUUGAAGUUUUUGAUCCUCGGAUUGGUUCGUGGAUGGCUGAGGAAUCCAUGAAGGAUCCAAGGGGAUUUUUUGCUGCAAUUGUGAGUGGGGGUAAGAUUUAUGUGAUCGGUGGUCUGGACCAUAACAGCACUAUUUUAGAAACGAUUGAAAGUUACGAUGAGGGUUCCGGUUGGCAGGUGACUAACCUGAAAGCUGUUGGGAAAAGAGGCUUCUUCUCCGCCCUCGUGCUUUGA
This is a messenger RNA of Ilex paraguariensis (yerba mate), 270 nucleotides long. The record is from the annotation of a GenBank genome assembly. Lineage: Eukaryota; Viridiplantae; Streptophyta; Magnoliopsida; Aquifoliales; Aquifoliaceae.